GUACAUGUAAAUGUUGUUAAUAAACCAAAUGGAGGUCCAGAAAAUCAGCAUCAAUGUUGGCCUGUUGCUUCUUUUGUGGUUGUGCAUCAACUUCAGGGUCACUUCAGGCAUCCAGAAACAUGUGCAGACCCUGCGGAAUGGGAACGAGCAGUCCAAAACUAGCAGCUGGUCGCGGGUCCGACAGCAACUGCAAACUGGCAGGGAAAAUCUUGCCCACAGGAGGGGUUUCUCUCAAACGGUCUUCACCGAUUGGGAGGACCAGACACCUGCACUUCUCCCUGACCAGCCGGCCCAGCCCUUUAGGCUCUUUACCCUGAAUGGUGUCAUCGAGUAUCCCAGUGCCCUCUUGUCCAACACGCCGAUGAUCUUCCACACCUUCAACAAUCACUCGGGUUUCUUGGAGUGCCUGUGGACCUCUGAGAGCUCCCUGCAGACGCUCAUCAAAGGGAGACCCUCCAACACGCAUUUUGUGUUUCUGCCGACCAGCGACGAUCCAUUGAAGGAGACCCUUUGGAUGAGGGAACAGAUUCAGGGAGCAGUGGAGAGAAUGGGAUUACUUGAGAGGGAUGGUGGUUUACAGUCCCAGUUUCACUUUGCUGUCACGUCGUUGUACCAGCUUGGUAAUUGGAUCCCAGCCUUGCUUCAGCAGUGGGCGUGUCAGGAUCAUGGGUGUGGCUUAGCACAGGUUGUCUUCCAGAGUGCGCCUACUUCAUAUGACUCGAAGGAAAUCUCCAAUCAGAUCAGUGCACCAAUUGUGCUGAAGCGUCUGGAUGCAAGAUACGAUUGGCUUCCUUCCGUGGACAAGUUUGGCAACCAGACAAUUCCCGUGGUCCCCGCCGAAAAUGGCUGUAAACCUGACAGCAGAGUGGCCAAGAAGAUCGCCGUAGUGAUGGCAGGAAGCUGCAGUUUCUCGACAAAGGUCACCACAAUGGAGCAGUCUGGUGCAGCAGGGGUCAUUGUCUAUGCAGACCAGGGCCAGCCCGUGCAAGAUAUGAACUGUGAAGGUGCUGAAUGUGAUUCCCCACCUGCUAUACCAGCUACCAUGGUCCCCUUCAAUCAAGAUUUGGUCACGCGGUUGCAAAAGGAGAAGCUGUACGUAUCUUUCCAGACUACUCCAACGGACAAUUUUUACUUUGGGAUCAAUGCAGAGGGGCUGCUUCAAGAGAUGGGCUGGCUCUUGUACCCCUCAUUUCAGUUCUUCAACUGGCAGGCAGAGUGGUUCAACUACAAGUCUUCCCUCCUGCGUAAUCUCUCCAGCGAAGCGCUCGUGAUCCCGGUCAUCAAGAAUUCCCUCAUGCAAGGCAAUACAGGAGUUGUGAAAGCUAUCCAACUUCCAUCAUUACUGAAGUUGUCCCAGUACAACAAAUUUGAGCUUGAUGCAUCCCUGUCUUGCCCUGGAACAAAAGACGAGAGUUGCCCACCCUGGGAUCACACUGUGCACCUCUACCUCUGCUGUAAUGAAACCUCCCCUUUAUGUAACAUGGAGCUAGGCAGAUGGAUCACUCCAUUCAGGAGACGGAUUGGCCGAUGGUUGACCGAUGUAUCACCCUUGUUUCCUCUCUUCACCUCGGACACGUGUAACUUCACAAUGAAGACGGUUCCCUGGGCAAAAGCCUGGGAACCAUCCCUUAAUUUACGUUUUUCCAAGGACAGCUCAGGAGGUACACUGAGACCCUACAACAUCACGCCCUUGUUCCGAGGAGGAACAUUUGACAAGAACUACAACAAAAAGUACAAACCACUUUUCUUCACAGUGCCUUCUGAUGUAAAAAAGGUGCAAGUUUUUGCUGUGAUCACGGGGCACGGUAGUGAUAACAAUGGCUGUGGGGAAUUUUGCGUCACUUCGCAUCACUUUGUCAUCAAUGGACACCAUCAUAACAUAACAUUCAGUAAUGCUGGCACCGAACUGGGCUGCGCCAUGCGAACACCAACCGGGGUGGAGCCCAACGAGCACGGCACUUGGCUGUACGGCCGCGAUGGAUGGUGUGACGGCAGGGAAGUGGACCCUUGGGUCUUCGAUGUCACCGCCCAAGUGACGAGUGGGCAAAAUAACAUCACAUACUUUGGCUGGUUUGAGGGCAAGGAUCCCAACCCUACCGGGACCCCUGGGUACAUCAUUAUGUACUCAUAUCUGGUAUUCUAUAAAUAAUUUCUGUGGAAAAAGGUGAACAGGUGACAUUGUUAUACCUUGAAUACUUGUAUUUUUAUUGGUCCCUAGGGGUUAUGUCACUGGUCAGUGAAACUGCAUAUUAUUCUCGUGGUUAUGCAUAUCACGUCGUGAUAUCAUAGACUGGUCCCCACUUGUGCAGUUGAUAGCAGUAAACUGUAGUCGGAGCAGUGCCUGCAAUAGACUGGGCUGUGUACAUGUACAUGAAAGGAUCAGCUGUUGAUGGAACCCUUCAAUUUUUUGCUAAUGGCUGAUCUUUGCCAUGGAGUGAUUCUGCAUCAAAUAUAUUCACUUAAAUUUCAUUUCUAUGUAUUUUUAAAGUUCCUUAAAAAUGUUUUUAGGAGGUAAAGAUAUUGCUUGCAGCAAGACAUGUGCCACCAGCACAAGUAAAAUGACAUACUGAGUCCUUUCACUUAACAAAAAUUACUGUGCAGCAGUGGACCAAGACUCUCGUCAUUUUGACAAAGUUUGAAUUACUUUGGCCUGUGGAGAUUAUUACAGAGAAUGAGCCAAUUUGGUAUCCCACAGUGCAUACCCAUCUGAGACUAUUUGGUAACAGCAACAGGCGUGUGCAGUAAUCUGUCCUAUCAGCAAAGGCGUACACCAACUCAAGCACAUGCUUUGUUCCCAGAAGACCCUGGAAUACCAAACUGGCUCAUAAAGACAGAGGUAUUAAAAAACAAUUAUUGACUUUUGUGAUGUGGGAUAUGAUGUUUUUCACACCCUCGGGGAACCGCAGUGCCCUCAUCUUCACCUUAAAUUUCACGAGUCCCUCAGUUGCUAAAACAUCAUAUCCCACAUUACAGCAAUCAGUAAUUAACUAUUGGGUUGUGUAGUCUUGUAUGUAAAUUCUGAAUUUUCAGAGUUGCAGCUAGUACUUCAACUAUCAACUUUACUGUCAUUAAGAUGGCUUGGUACAGAAAAAUGUAUUUAAUACAGGCACUAGACAGUAAAUAUGGUUACUUUACCAGAAGAAACGAAAGGCUUUAGACAAUCAAAAUUUUGUACCAACUAAAGUUUUCAAAGACAAAAGAAUUCAGGAAGCAUUCACCAAGAAUUUUUCAAUACCUGUAGAGCCUGUCUGUUCCAAAGGUUUCAUGAAAUAUUUCAAAUAUCCAAAGUUUGCUAUAGUGACUUUGUUUUUUCAGUGUUGACUUUAUCUGCCAUGCACUGCAACGUCUCUGUCUUCUUGAUCACAGCUAACAAAUUAGAUUUCAGUCAAUAUUUUAAGUUAACAAAAUGCUCAAAAAGAAAUUACAUCUCUCCUACUUUUGACUGUUUUUAGCAGCAAUAUUUUGAAACAAACUUCCGUUGACCUAAUAUAAGCAAUUCACUACACAGUACACCACCAACAGUGCAUAUAAUCACUUCCUCACUUUUACCCAUGGUGUUGUCACAGGUUCAGAGGGGCACGUGUAAUCUGUGGUAAUAAAUUGACAAUCCCAGGAUAUUCCUGAGGUGUCCUGACCAGGCCAAGAGGUCAUGAAGUAAUUAAAUUUCCGAAUAAAUUCUGUUUAAAUCUGUGGCAUUCUACUCCCACAUUUCUUGACUUCCUUUCACAGAACUUACCCGACUUGAGCCAGUUUGUCAGGCAAACAACAGAAGUCAUGACACCUUUUCACGAGUACAGUAGAAGAAACUGUCAAGUCCUCUUUCAUUUCACUGAUGGUGUUCUUUUCUCUGAAAUUUGCCCCUUUUGCUUUAGUUUUCUUGAAUGGAAUUUGAGCUGCUGUGGUGUGUCUUGAACUGGGAGAUGAUGUGAUUGAUUUCCUCAGAAUGGAUCGGUUACUGAAACCAAUGGGGAUAGCCAUGAUGACUUGAUCAGCUGAAAGGCUGCCUCGAAAUGCAUGUAAAAAUGAACUGGAAGGACAGACUGUCAUGCAUGUGAUGUGGGACUGUGGGUGCCUCAACUCUUUCAUCUUUUUUAGUAACUCCUCUGUUGUCUGUUGCACUUUGACAGAAUUCCCGAGGUUAUUUCCAUUUUCGAUGAUUUCCACUUCUUUCAACAUACCUCUGUGAGGUUUACCCAGGCUGUUUUGCAAGUGUGUCUGAUGAUGUAUGCAGGUACAAGCCACAAAGUGCGUGUGUUUAUGACAUCUUCUCUGACAACACAACACAUAUACAUGUCGUGCUGAACCCAUUUACAUGCAUGCACAUCUUGCAACCAUAAGCAAGAGAGCUUACAGGAGAGUUGACACUGAUCGUCACCUCUUGACACAACGUAAUCUUGACCAUCACUGGACCUUUAUUUUCAGUUGGCCUGUCAAUCUGGAGUUAUGGUGUACAAAUUCAUCUUCAGACUGGCCCCAUGUCAUGUGUUUACAUGUUUACAUGCAUGUCCUCUUGUCAAAGUUUGCGUGGUAGCACAAUAUUUAAAGUAAAUAAGAAACCCGGCACUAAAUGCGCAUGCCAGGCUUGAGCAAUUAAGUGAUGAAGUGCCAGAAGAAGCGCCAUCUCUCACCUUUGGAUAUUUGUAUUUUGAUAUGAGGGAGUCAAGGAUGUCGACCCCACUCAUGAGACGAUGGUACUGCUGGGCUAUUUUUGGCCGUUAGAUGUCUAUAUGCAUCUUGAGGCUUCCCUCACAGCACGCCACCUUGUCAGUGCUGAGGCUCCACAAAUGAUAACACCAAAGAGACAGCUUUGUUGUCAUACCAUCUUACUGCUACCUCAUUCUGCAAGAACUCCACAGGUACAAAGUCAUCAGCCACGUUAAAGUCCAGCUUUAAUCAGUUAAAUAAUACUUUGUAGGGGAAGGUCAUUUCUCUGUAUGUUACAUCAGACCUCGGUGGAAACUUGUGGACUGUAUUGUUAACUGUACGCAUGAAGUCUAAUUCUUAUCAUAGGGAUAUAAGUGCUCCGAUUGUUUUUGGCUUUCCUAUAUCCUUAAUACAGGCCUGUAUGAGAGAAUCAUGAUCCGGUGCAAUCUGCCAGUCAUUACGUGCUACUAAUUUGAAUACAGUAGAAUACUCAGGUCUUUGUACUUGUAUAUCAGUAUUCAUUGUAUUUAGCUUCAUGUAUAACUUGGGCUUUCAGCUGUGGCAAUUGAGCCGGGAUUCAAAGAUAUUUUGUUGAGGUGAAGUCCAACAGAUAAUUGAUAUCAUUUGUCCUGAUCCUGCUUUUAUGCAAAUCCAAACAGACGAGCCAUACAGUGUUGAUAUAGCCUCGGAAUAUCUGUAUAUAUUUUUGCUCAUUUGAAUGGAGGCUGGCGUAUACGAUAUUCAGUAGAGGUAAAGCAUCGCCUUUUAAAGUCUUGUAACCACUUUUAUAUUGUUUCUCUGUGUAUAGGAACAGUAUUAAUUUUGUAAUUGGUUUUGGUGUCGAAAUGUUUAAAGAAUCAUGAGCAAUUAGACUCAAAAUGGCCCUCGAGGGAGAAAAAGAGAGUGUAUAGCAACAUGAUAUUGGGCACAUAUUCUUGAGAAUGUGGGGUUGAGAGUCUCAGGUUGUCAGGGACAAAAAUUCCGGGGAUGGGGGCAUAUAUCCCCCACACUUUUUGGCCGGGAAAGGGCUGUUUAGUCAUCCCCCACAUUUUCUUGGUGAGAAGUACAGAAAUGUAUCCAUUAGCACUGAAAACGGGAGACAAGGGAAACAAAAGGGCUACAAAUAAGCUGUUUUGAUGUAAGGUUCAGGGGGUCAAUAUACGUUUUAAAGGUGUACACCUGCAUCCUGAAUUGUGCCCCGUAGGGCCACAUGGUCGUCAGCACCCCCCCCCCCGGUUUACAAAUUUCCAGGCACAAAUUUGUGCCCCUUGAGUUUGUUUUAAGAUGAGCUUUUGGAGUGUUUGACCUGGAAUGAAAUUCGUAGCAGAAUUCUGAAAUACAAUGUCUUUAACUUAAUUCAGGAUUUGUCAAAAAGGUUAAAUUAUUACUCGAGUUAGACUUGCAUUUGCUCUUUCUUAUUUUCAUGAAUAUGUAAUUAAAUUUAAGCUCCGUCAAUAAAAACAGAGUCGCCGGGGUGGUCUUAUGGAGUAUUGUGAAAUGUCCCAACAUUGUUCCUAUUGUGAGAGCUAGAGAUGGACUGUGAAAACAGAAGCAAUCCCCGUGGGCCUAAGCUGGAACAGAAAACAAUCAUAAACUUGCGCGUGGUAAUAGUUUUAGGAAUUCUGAAACGUCAAGCAGGCUUUUUAGUCUGACAAUGAUGAUACGGUGGAGGUACAUGUGGGAAGUUGGCUUAAACCUGAAUAACUAAAUACUUCAGAAAGGAACCUUGAAAUAACUUCUGACAGUAUUCAGUAUCUGGGUAUCCUGUAUGACCAGCCACAGUGAAUGAGCGACCCCAACAAUAUUUAAUUAGAAAUGUGUUGCUCUUAAGUAUUGUCCAUCACUGUGCAUGAAGAGUUUUGACUUUAACUGUAGGUUUUC
Acanthaster planci (crown-of-thorns starfish) is the source of this 6525-nucleotide messenger RNA. RefSeq lists its product as uncharacterized. Gene Ontology annotation, molecular function: oxidoreductase activity, acting on paired donors, with incorporation or reduction of molecular oxygen, reduced ascorbate as one donor, and incorporation of one atom of oxygen. Lineage: Eukaryota; Metazoa; Echinodermata; Asteroidea; Valvatida; Acanthasteridae. The record is from RefSeq and is a predicted model, not a curated record.